UCUCCUCUCUCUCUCAUCGUCGACGGGUGCGAGGGCGUGAAAGGCGUCUUCCCAGUUGGCCCGUCUGCCGUGACUUUGAAGAUCUCAAGAAAGCGACGCGGUUCGUCUCCUCCGUGCCGCGGACACCGCAGAGCGAGAUCCCAAACGCGCGUCCCAUCGCCUCCCGUGUCAGCCGCAAGCCACCGGCCCAGCCGCUCGGAGCCAUGGCGCUUCCCACCGAGAAAAGCGUCAAGAUGCUGCUGACCAGGUGCGGGUACACCUACAAGGACGUGACGGCCAAAGACGCCGUGGACCUGAUUGCCGCUUAUAGGGAUUUGAGAGCAGGUGUUGACACGUGCGUGUUUGAUGAUGGCAGCUCAAAGGAACUCGUGAACCUCAGUGGGACCAUACCCGUGCAUUACAAGGGGACUAUCUACAACAUCCCAGUGCAAGUCUGGCUGUUUCACACGCAUCCGUACCAGCCUCCCUAUUGCUUUGUGAAGCCCACGAGCAGCAUGCUGAUCAAGGAGGGCAAGCACGUGGGUAAAGAUGGCCGCGUCUACCUGCCCUACCUGCACGAGUGGAAAGCUCACGCGUCGGAUUUGCUGGGACUCGUUCAUGUCAUGCUCGCGGUGUUUGGAGAGCAGCCGCCUCUGUAUUCUCGCCCUCGCUCGAUCUCCUUGGUCAUGGCACCCGUGGCUGGAAUCUAUCAAAACUACCCUUGGUACCCUGCCCCCAAUCCACCCGUUGAAGAGCAGAAGAAGCCCGCGACUGCUGCUUAUGGAAUGACAACAAAUUCAUCCGCAGCUGGAAGCGACCCUUUUCACCCUGCCCCCAAACCACCCGUGGAAGAACGGACAGCUGACGCCCUGACCAACAAGAGGACCGAAGAGGAGCUCAGGCGCUUGCAGGAUCGGCACACGUGCAAGGUGUGCAUGGACAAUGAAGUGUCCGUCGUCUUCGUGCCGUGCGGCCACUUGGUGGCAUGCCAAGAAUGCGCCUCCUCCCUGGCCAAUUGCCCCAUCUGCCGCGCGGCCGUGAGAGAGGCGGUUCGCACGUUUAUGCCGUAGUGUGAAAUGGCCCAAUGAAGGACGCGAAACAACUUCCUCAACACGAAACGUGAAUAUACUGGUUUACUGUCUUGAUGCAAAUGAUGUGAUUUAUGACAGCGCGUGCUGCAGUAAUUGCACCAUUAGCAAUUUAAAACGUUACGUUGACAAUCAGGGGAUAAGGCUUACAUAUUGGCAACAAUGAGGAAGUCAUAUAACCUCAGGAUUUAUGUAAUAGAUGAUUAUUGUCAACAAAACAACAUGGGCAAAGAGUACCUUUAAAAUGUUUCAGCUAGUCAACAUAUCUCAAACUGAAAUGUGCCGAUUUAGAGGAGCAAUGUGCCUGUUAUUAUUGGCAGUAUAAAGCGUAACGAAGUUAGUCAUGGUUAUGGGAAUACAAUGUUGAGUUUUGUGUGAAGCAUUUUAUUUGCAGGUGAUUGCCAUAUAUUCAGUUGUUUUAUUAAUAUGGGAAGUAUAUACAAAUGUGUAUUGUAUGCAAUUGACAACCGUGGUUGAUAUAGGAUAGGGGUAUCUUGUCCAUUUUAGAUUUAAAAAACAAAAUACUUGUUUAAAAGUCAAAGUGGUGACGAAUACGUUUUUGUUCUGAAUUCCUUGAAUUGUUUGACUCCAACUAAUGGCACAGAAACUUAGACGUUACAGUUGCUAAACUCUCGCUAUGAUGUCUGCUCGCAGCAGACAUCGCAGCUAUCGCGAUUUUCACCUGAAGACGAACGCUUGUGUUGCGUUCGAAACGUCGUGAUUUAUUUGAUUUUUACUCUUAGUUCUUUCGGUAAAGUCAAGUAGGUAAAAAAUGAAAUAAAAAUUAAUAAAA
Lethenteron reissneri (Far Eastern brook lamprey) is the source of this 1860-nucleotide messenger RNA. Its product is annotated as tumor susceptibility gene 101 protein-like. The record is from RefSeq and is a predicted model, not a curated record. Gene Ontology annotation, biological process: protein transport; endosome to lysosome transport; protein modification process. Gene Ontology annotation, cellular component: ESCRT I complex. Lineage: Eukaryota; Metazoa; Chordata; Hyperoartia; Petromyzontiformes; Petromyzontidae. Gene Ontology annotation, molecular function: ubiquitin binding.